AUGGCGCCAUCAGGUUUCGCCGCACCAUCUCAGUCACGCACUGAGUGCCGAGUGACACAGCAAGAGAAUAGUCUACGGCAACACACUCGCAAGUUGGCAUGGAGCACGCCUACUACGUCGGACAUGAUGAUAUCCCCUAGAGCAACUAUCGGAACUGCCACAAACUUGGCUUCAAAGAGUUUCUCGCCCAGCGAUGAUGGGCUACCCAGCGACACUUGCGAUGUACUACCCAUGGACUCGAUCUCGGAAAAGGACACUGCGUCCUCCAUAGCACACAGCUCUCCGACCUAUGACGAUACCUCAGCCACUUCUAUGUCCUCGGCAUCCCUGGCGAAGUUGCCGUUUCUUGAGCAGUUCCCCCCUUUGGAUGGGCUGCCGCAUUUCCGUCUGAUUCUGGAGUUAGUAUAUGAGGAAGAUGUCGAUUCUCUGGGUACCCAUGUUGACCUAAAAUCCAGUGUGGACAAGGCAAUUCAAAAUGCGACAAUAAGAACACCGUUCGGUCCUAUCAUCAGCACAUCAGCCAAUGAGCCUGCUAGAGCAGUUGCAGAGUCGACUGACUCAAACCAGGUCACUACGCCCGACAGUACAUCGAUGGAUGACCCUGAUUUUGCGCCUCAUGGAGGGCAAAGCCACACCAGCCAACGCCAGGAGGCUGCUGCUACACCAUCUUGCGGCAUCGCUAGCUAUGAUAACCAAACAGACAGUGCCAACGGUCAUCUGCAAAACUCGCAGGAUGAUUGCAGGAGCCCUGAAGGCGAUGGAGGCGAUCGCUCCCCUAGAUCGCCCACUUCUUUUAUCGAUCCGGUCGAUCACCCCGAGUCUUUCAGAAACGAGGUCCUGGCCAUCCAGCCAUCACCGUUGGCCGGUUUGGGUGCCUUUGCUCUUAAGGACAUCAGCCGAGGUCAGACUAUUCUGAUUGAGCGAGCUCUCUUCCGUGCGAACGAUGACACAUUAUGCGACCAAAUCGACGACCUGAAGCCGUCGCUCAGGCAAGCUUACGAGCGCAUGCAUGCCUACGAGAACAAGGAGACUUCUAUUGGCGGUCGUGUAUUUGCCCUCUUCCAUACAAACAGUUUCAAUACCGGGCCACGUGAGGCUGGCGUCUUCUUGGUUGCAGCCCGCUUUAACCAUGCGUGCAAGCCGAAAGACAACAUCCUCUACGUAUACGAUCAGCGUCACAAGGCGAUCGUCUUCUCGGCCGCACGGGACAUCUUGGCCGGAGAGGAGUUGACGAUUACUUACGGCAAAGGCCCGAGGGAGUUGUACUUGGAGUACGGCUUCAUAUGCAAGUGUGGUGGCUGCACCUCACUUACGGACGAGCAGAUCGCCGCGAUGCAUGCUCCGAUCGACUGGUGA
This is a messenger RNA of Neoarthrinium moseri, 1356 nucleotides long. RefSeq lists its product as uncharacterized. The record is from RefSeq and is a predicted model, not a curated record. Gene Ontology annotation, molecular function: protein binding. The coding region runs from base 1 to 1356 and encodes 451 amino acids. Lineage: Eukaryota; Fungi; Ascomycota; Sordariomycetes; Amphisphaeriales; Apiosporaceae. The transcript has 5 exons.